GACUGUCUUCAUCACCGCCACUUUGCUCGUCCGAGGUUACAAGUGUCAAGCUGCUGCCUUGAGGCGAUGGAUAUAUUGUACCAGUGCAAGGAAAUCUUAAGGAUUCAGAAGCUUAGGCGCUUGGCGUCUUAUGCCGGAUUCUAUGCCUUCACUACCCUCGUUACCUAUGCUUACACAAGCAAUACGACAAGGGCUGGCAUUUCGAGGGCCGAUCAGUACUAUGCCUCCUACCCUUCUGGUACUGAGCUACUAACUGAUACUGCAAAGCUCUAUAAGGCUGCAUUAGGUAAUUGUUUUGAGAUAGACGAUUGGGGUCCAAUAGAAUUCUCCAUCAUGGCAAAGCACUUUGAUCGGCAAGGCAAACCACCGUAUGCUUACCAUGCUCAAUACAUGUCACACCUUCUGUCUCACGGCCAACUCGAUGGAAGUGGUUAACUGCACGAUGUGUUUUUUUGUUAAUCCUUUUGAAGCCUGGCUGUAGUCCUGUCAAUUACAUCACUUGUAUGAUGUCCUGUUACGACGGGCGGCAGAGAUGAAAUCAUAAAUGCUGAAUAUUAGGCCAAAAAGUAUGGACAGCUACAUUAUCAGCUUGUCGUUUAUAUAAAUUGUGCUGAAUUUUCA
This is a messenger RNA of Lolium rigidum, 621 nucleotides long. RefSeq lists its product as uncharacterized. NCBI's taxonomy places the organism in Eukaryota, Viridiplantae, Streptophyta, Magnoliopsida, Poales, Poaceae. The record is from RefSeq and is a predicted model, not a curated record. The transcript has 5 exons. Bases 67 to 435 code for a protein of 122 amino acids.